UUAAUUCCCCUGUAAUAAUGCUGAUAGUAUUAUCAACAAUAGACAUGAAAAAAUAAACAUUUUCCAUUUUAAGCCUUCAACUUUGUUGGAUUAUCUGACUUGGCCUGUUUCUUGGUAAAGUAAACACUCCACAGUUCUUCUCAACUUAUGAGUCUUGACAAUUAAAAAUAUCUAAUUCAACAGUGCUUAGUGUAACCCUGUAAUCUAAUGUCUUUUAGGGUACAUUUUUCUAUCGUUACCAAAGAAGCUAGAAAUUUGUUCAUGCCAAUGCUCCUAAUGCCGAGUUCUCGUCAGCUGUAAACAAUUUUAACUCAGUGUUACUCAGUGAAAAGAUAAAAACUGGAGACUACCUGACAUCUACAACUGAAUGUAAGCGCCUCUCCUCAACUAUGGCUCACUGCUGAACCUCGCUGACAGUUCAAACCUCUGGUCUAAGCAAACAGGACAGAGAAGAGAACUGCACCUUCCCACCUCCAAGCCAUGGUUAAACCUUAGUCUCUGAAGCAACCAGUGCCCUGUUCUGUCUGUGGACGACUGGACACCCAGUCACUCUGAGGACUAGUUUGUUAUUCCCACAAUAGGAGAUGAGUUACCUUGUCAAGUUAGGACAGCAGAGUCUGCCACAGACUGUAACCCCACCUUUCCAGAGUGUACCUCAAAAACCCAUCUUAACCCAUACUAAAGUCUCACUUAAUGAAAAAAAAAAGAAAAAAGAAAAAAAGAAAAACAACUCUGCAGGCUGAAAGCUGCUGCUUCAUUUUUGCCAGUGAAUCAGUAGAAGUUUUAGUCUCGGUACGACAUCUGGUGGUUUGGUGUGUAAUUGCAGCAGGAUGUCAGACUGGGGCUUAGGGAAACGAUUUUAUCAUCAUCAUCAUCAUUCUGUCUGAUGAAUCUGUUGGUAUGGAUCUUAUACUAAGCAGUAAUAAAAGUUUUAGAAUCAUGGAUGCUGCCGCUGUGAACAAGGUUUUAAGGGCAAGAUGACAAGUGAUUAUCACACCUGUUAGCAUACUAUGUUGUCAAAUAACUAUGCAGUUGUCAAAGAAAACUAAAGAAAGCAAUUUCACAAAAAGUAAUAUAAAGAGGUAGAUAAGGCAUUUUACUCAAUCAGAAUAAUUGAAACUAGUGCUAAGCUGUAAGAUACAGUUUAAACCCUCUUUUAUUUUUCCAUGGUGUGAAAUCACAAGGAAGAAAAUGGAUAAAAUAACCACCUGUAUCAAAAUCAUGAUCAGUACUGUCAUUAUCAUUAAGAUCAAUGUUUCACUGGUCUCGGUAUCUGCACAACAAACAGAAACAGGGACUAUUUUCCAUUACUGGGUGUGUCCAUUUGCAGGAAUGAAACAGCUUUCAUAUCAAGUGAAAGUGAAAGAAAAGCACCUCAGACACGCCAUUCACUCAGGAAGGCGAUGUAUGGAGAAGUGCCACACUAGCUAAAAGUUCUCUUUUAGUUCAGGUUUGUCAGUAAAAUGGAUGAGUACCCACACCCAUUGUUCUUUGAAGCGAAAGAGCUGACAGACAGAGAGAAGGAGAAGAUCAGGAGACACUUUCAGAAAAAAAGGGACUCUGGAGGAGGUGACUGUGGAACGAUUGAAAAUGUUGAAGGCAAUAUCUAUAGAAUCAGCUUCAGGGAAAAAGAAGACCAGGAAAGGGUUUUGCAGAGGAAAUUUCACACCAUCUCACUUCCCGGUGGUGAACUACAUCUGACUGUGAGCCGAACCAAUUCAACACAGACCCCCGAUAUGUCACAGACGCAGACCUUUACAAAAGAAAACACAAAAUGCCUUGAGAAGAUUUUCAAGAUGGAAGUUUACCUCAUGUAUUACCUGAGAGACAACCCUAAAGCAUAUAAAAUAUUAGAGAAACAACUCUCUGCUAUCUGCUGCACCUUGGCAUUAAAUUUUGAUGACGAGGAGGCAGUGGUCAGGGGCGAUAUUGAGAAGGGGCCAGGAGGAGCUUUUGGUGCUGCAGAGAAAUGGGAGAUACAGGUGGAUCGGGUCUUCAUCGGUCUCACUGAGGGCUACUCCUGCUAUCAUGUUUUCGAGCCAAAAGAAAUCAAAAUGUUAGAGCAGGGCUUCUCUUCUGAGAACGAUAAUAUCAAAGUGUACAAAGAGAUUGGCUAUUCUGUGAUUGUGGGGGAAACUGCGGCUGUGAAGGAGAGGAUUGAAAUCCUGAAAAGGAAACUGCCAACCCGGAGGGAGCUGCCAGUUGUGGAGAAGAAGUUCAAACUGGUAGAAGAGAUUUUCAGUCAAGGAAUGAGUGUACAUUACCCAGAGGUUAAAAUCCACAGAGCUAAUAACAUGAUCAUCAUGGAGGGACCUGAUAAGCAGGUGCAGUCAGGAGCUAUAAAACUUGAUGAACUUAUGAAAAAGAUAUUGGAAAAGAGAAUAAAUCUCCCUAAAGAUUUAAUAACCUUCAUAACGAUCAGCAGUGCCAUCUCCAAGUACCAAGCUCGCUUCCAGCAUAGCCUCAGAAGUCCCGUUUCCCUGGAGGUGGAAUCAGAAUCAGACCUGGUUCUGUCCAGUUUGUCCUCUGCUGCCCUGGACGAGGCUGAAGCAGCGGUGAUGAGAGACCUGACUGAUGAAACUGUGAAGCUGCAGGACACGGCAGCUGUACCCCUAUAUCUGAACAGAGUGAAGGAAAUCCUCAUCAAAGCCAAGAAUGACGCAAACUGUGGAGAGUUCAGAGUCGAGGUAAUCUUCAUCUCAGGAGCCAGUGGAACCACAGUGGACAGAGUACGACUGGUCGGCUACAGUGAAAAUGUGAACAAGCUGAAAGAGGUUCUGCAUGACUACCAUAUGAAUCAGGUCGGAACACAGGAAGUGCUGGACCUACUGUGUCCUGAAAUGGUCAACGACUUUGAUCAAAUCUUGAGCUUGAUUGGCUUCAAGCAAACGAAAGUGACAUUACAACCCAGACAUUUUCCAACUCCUUGCGUGCUCAUUUCUGGUCCCCGUUGUCACGUCCUGGAGGCCAAGCAGGCCUUAGUCUCAGCUGUAGACAGUCUGACGUCAGACACACUGGUUCUAGACGGGCCAGGGGCUCAGCAAUUCUUCCAGGAAGGAGGCAAAGUGAGCAAGAACCUACUAGAGAGCUCCUGUCAGGUCCUUAUCAGGGAACAAAAAACUGUGUUUUCUCCAGAUGUAGAAACCAAAACACAAAGCAUCAGCAACGCCAGCCACAGUGUCACACACAGACCUUCAGUUGUCAGAAGGGACAGCCACACGGUUGGGAGUUUUGCAGUCAACAAAGCAAGCCUGGAGAUCAAGCUUGGCAGUUUGGAGGAUGAGCAGGUGAAUGUGCUGGUGGUUCCCAUGCUCAACAAACAGCUGACUUCUACUAAAAUUGGUAAAGGUCUGCUGAAAAAAGCAGGAAACAGAAUCCAGUUAAAUUUUAACUCGGUGGCAGCAAAUUGCACCCUCAGCCCUGGAGAUGUUCUGCAGGUGGAUGGGCAUCCAUCUCUUGGAUGCUCCAAGAUCUUCUUCAUUGAGUGCAUGCCUUGGGAUGGAGCCAGAGGGCAGAGUGUGCAGGCACUUAAUAAGGGGCUGAAGAGCUGCUUGGACCUCUGUGUACAGCAGGGUAUGAGUUCAGUUGCGUUUCCAGUUAUCGGACCUGGAAUUAUAUUCAAAUACCCUCUGACAGAAGCCAUUGAAAUUCUGACUGGGAACAUUCACCAGUUUGGAUUAUCUGCAUCCUGUGGUUCUCUCACCACCAUCCGUGUUGUCAUUAAACCAGGCUAUCCUGACUCUGAGGAGUGCUACCAUGAUGUCCACAGACACCUCAGCCUAAAUAUGAGCCAGGGAGGCCAAGUAAUCUUCAAGUCCCUCACCAGUGACCUCGACGACAUCACCAUGACAGCGGGAGGUGGGGUUAAACUACAGGUGGUGUUUGGUGACAUCACUAAUGAGACUACAGAUGCCAUCGUGAACACGACCGACUUUGUUCAUUUCGAGGACGAUGGUGUGUGCAAAGACAUCUUGACCGUAGCUGGACCAGAGGUGAAGGCUAAACUGAAAGCAGCAAAAGUGAACCAGGGAGAGGUUUUUGUAACCCAGUCUGGAUCAUUCCCUUGCAAAGCCAUUUUACAUGUGUGUGGGGAAAAGGAUGCACGCACCAUUGAGCAACUGGUGUGUCGCAUCAUUCAACUUUGCGAAUCCUCUGGAUAUAAGUCUGUGGCCAUUCCUGCCAUCUGUACUGGAGUUGGAGGGAUGGACCACAGUGUCGUGGCAGAUGCCAUACUCAAAGGAGUCAAAACUGCCACAUCGUCCACUCCCCUCCGCUGUCUCACUGAUAUCCACCUCAUUCUGUUUACAAUCAGUGCCUUCUUGGAGUUCAAAGCGAAAGCAAUGAAGGUGUUCUCCAUUAGUGUGAUCAACAGAGUGCCAGUGCCUCAGAGGCCUCAUGUACAACAACAGGAGCCACUGCAGUCUGUGAACACAGACCUAAGUAUCCUCUAUACCAGCUCAGCGAAUCGGCAGUCUGUCUUCAUGGUCCUGGGCCUUUGCAGAGACGAUGUCAGCGAAGCCAUGACAAAGCUGAAAGCUCUCUAUCAGGCUCAGUGCUCAACACAGACCUUCACAAAGGAGCAACUGGAAUGCCUCACCCAGGACAACAUUAAGGAUCUGAAGAAGCUGGUGGAGACCAAGGGUCUGCUUGUGCAGAGGGACCAGUCUGACCAGGGCAGCUUAAUCGUGAGCGGAUUAAAAGAUGGAGUCAACCAGGUGAUGCAGAUGAUGACUGCGUGUCUGCACGGCAGCCUCAGGAGAGAGGUGAGAGAAAGGGAGGAGGAUGAUUUGUACAGUCGUGUGGCUUGGUGUAUCCUGGGACCUAAUGGCAACUGGGAGAGACUCCCCAAAACAGCCAAUUACAACCUGGAGACCAAGAACGUAGCAGGAGGGAUAGUGGAUGCACAGACCAUUGAGUGGAGCGUGGAUUUAGGGAGAAUGGAGGCCACAAGACGAGGAACCGGACAGAAGACAAUGCUGAAACAACUUGUGAAUCGGCCAGACUUCACUCUCCCCCUGCACUGGGACAACAUGGCUCCUGGGGAGACUAUGAAGGUGGUUGCGCUGCAGCCUUCCUCUGCAGAGUACCGGACAAUUAAGCAGGCCUUCAAACAAACUGUCUCCAAGACUGUAGUAAAGAUCGAGCGUUUACAGAAUGUUCAUCUGCAUCAGGCAUAUGAGGCGCAGAAGAAGCACAUUUCUGAUAAGAACGUACAAGAGGGCGGCGCAGGUGAAAAGCUUCUGUACCACGGGACGACCCAGGACAACUGUGACUCCAUCAUGAAAACUGGAUUCAACAGGAGCUUUGCUGGACAAAAUGCGACGGCAUAUGGUCAGGGAACCUACUUUGCCGUAAACGCCAGCUACUCAGCCAAACCGACCUACUCCAAGCCAGCUGCUGAUGGUUCUCAGUUAAUGUUUGUGGCUCGAGUCCUGACUGGCGCCUACACUGUGGGCAACAGCACCAUGAAGGUGCCACCGCUUCGCAACAGCCAGCAGCAACAUGACCGCUAUGACAGCUUGGUGGAUAAAAUUGACAACCCCAAAAUGUAUGUUGUGUUCCACGAUAACCAGGCGUACCCAGACUACCUCAUCACCUUCAAGUGACAGAGAAGGAAAGUUUCUGUAUUUUCACUUGCGCAAGUUUACAAGUGAGGGAAAAAAAAGAAAGAUUUAAGAAUAAGGUAAAAGAUAUGUAUUCAGGUAUGUUUGCUUAGAGUUAUAGUUAAAUGUUAAACUGAGCGUAAGAAAAGUCAGAAAUGAAAUACAUGAGG
Toxotes jaculatrix (banded archerfish) is the source of this 5773-nucleotide messenger RNA. Its product is annotated as protein mono-ADP-ribosyltransferase PARP14-like. The transcript has 14 exons. Gene Ontology annotation, molecular function: transcription corepressor activity; NAD+ poly-ADP-ribosyltransferase activity. The record is from RefSeq and is a predicted model, not a curated record. Gene Ontology annotation, cellular component: nucleus; cytoplasm. Lineage: Eukaryota; Metazoa; Chordata; Actinopteri; Toxotidae. Gene Ontology annotation, biological process: negative regulation of gene expression. The coding region runs from base 1464 to 5606 and encodes 1380 amino acids.